Jaculus jaculus (lesser Egyptian jerboa) is the source of this 912-nucleotide messenger RNA. Its product is annotated as olfactory receptor 4A15-like. Gene Ontology annotation, biological process: G protein-coupled receptor signaling pathway. The coding region runs from base 1 to 912 and encodes 303 amino acids. Gene Ontology annotation, cellular component: membrane. The record is from RefSeq and is a predicted model, not a curated record. NCBI's taxonomy places the organism in Eukaryota, Metazoa, Chordata, Mammalia, Rodentia, Dipodidae. Gene Ontology annotation, molecular function: olfactory receptor activity; G protein-coupled receptor activity. The transcript has a single exon.
AUGGGCCAGGGAAGCAAUGUCACAGAAUUUGUCCUCCUAGGCCUCACUCAGGAUCCUGUUGGGCAGAAAGCACUGUUUGUCAUGUUCUUACUCAUGUACAUUGUGACAAUUGUGGGCAACCUACUCAUUGUAGUGACACUUAUUGCCAGCCCUUCCUUGGGCUCCCCAAUGUACUUCUUCCUUGCCUGCUUGUCACUCCUGGAUACUGUUUAUUCCACUUCCAUCUCACCCAAGUUGAUUAUAGACUUACUUGUUGAUAAAAAGACUAUCUCCUUCACAGGUUGCAUGAGCCAACUCUUCAUAGAGCACUUAUUUGGUGGUACUGAGAUUGUUAUUCUUGUGGCGAUGGCCUAUGAUCGCUAUGCAGCAAUCUGUAAACCACUUCAUUAUUUGAGCAUCAUGAAUCAAAGGGUUUGUAUUCACGUGUUGGUGGUUGCCUGGGCUGGGGGUUUCACACACUCUCUGGUUCAAAUUCUCUUUGUGUAUAACCUUCCUUUCUGUGGCCCUAAUGUCAUUGAUCAUUUCAUGUGUGACAUGUCUCCUUUAUUAGAACUUGUGUGCACUGACACCUACUUCAUUGGCAUCACUGUCAUUGCCAAUGGUGGAGCCAUGUGUAUAGUGGUCUUCAUAAUUCUUCUGGCUUCAUAUGGAGUCAUUCUAAACUCUCUUAAGACACAUAGCCUGGAAGGGAGGCGCAAAGCCCUGUCUACCUGCAGCUCUCACGUCACGGUGGUUGUCCUCUUUUUUGUUCCUUGUAUUUUCAUGUAUGCUAGGCCUGUUUCCAACUUUCCUAUUGAUAAAUCCAUUACUGUUUUUUAUACAGUUGUCACUCCCAUGUUGAAUCCUUUAAUAUACACCUUAAGAAAUUCAGAGAUGAAAAAUUCUAUGGAAAAGCUCUGGUGGAAAAUGUAA